This is a messenger RNA of Pipistrellus kuhlii (Kuhl's pipistrelle), 1335 nucleotides long. It is a transcript of the gene RPH3AL, whose product is annotated as rabphilin 3A like (without C2 domains). The transcript is spliced from 9 exons. The record is from RefSeq and is a predicted model, not a curated record. Bases 154 to 1062 code for a protein of 302 amino acids. NCBI's taxonomy places the organism in Eukaryota, Metazoa, Chordata, Mammalia, Chiroptera, Vespertilionidae. Gene Ontology annotation, biological process: intracellular protein transport. Gene Ontology annotation, molecular function: small GTPase binding.
UCCGGUGAUUCAGAUCCUCAUCAGGGUCCCCCUGACGACUGGGCGCUGGGAGGGAGGCCCUCCCCCUCCCGUCGGGGGCACCGGCGGGGCAGGCCCGGGAGAGGCCCCCUUCUGCUCCCGAUGUGACUCCCCGCGCUGGCCGGGGCUCCGAGCAUGGCCGACACCAUCUUCGGCAGCGGCGGCCCCCAGUGGGUUUGCCCCAACGACCGGCAGCUCGCCCUGCGAGCCAAGCUGCAGACGGGCUGGUCUGUGCACACCUACCAGACGGAGAAGCAGAGGAAGAGCCAGUGCCUCAGCCCGGCCGAGGUGGAGGCCAUCCUGCAGGUCAUCCAGAGGGCCGAGCGGCUGGACGUCCUGGAGCAGCAGAGGAUCGGGCGGCUGGUGGAGCGGCUGGACACCAUGAGGCGCAACGUGAUGGGGAACGGCCUGUCGCAGUGCCUGCUGUGCGGGGAGGUGCUGGGCUACCUGCGCAGCUCGUCCGUGUUCUGCAAGGACUGCAGGAAGAAAGUCUGCACCAAGUGCGGGAUCGAGGCCUGCCCCGGCCAGAAGCGGCCCCUGUGGCUGUGUAAGAUCUGCAGUGAGCAGAGAGAGGUCUGGAAGAGGUCGGGGGCCUGGUUCUUCAAGGGUCUCCCCAAGUACAUCCUGCCCCUGAAGACCCCCGGCCGGGCCGACGACCCCCACUUGCGACCUCUGCCUUUGGAGCCGGCCGAGCAAGAGCCCAGAAGCUCGGAGACCACGCGCGUCUACACGUGGGCCCGUGGGAGAGUGGUUUCCAGCGACAGCGACAGCGACUCGGAUCUCAGCUCCUCCAGCCUGGAGGACAGACUCCCGCCGCCCGGGCUCAGGGACCUGAAAGGCAGCAGGUCCCGGGGGGAACCAGGUGGCAGCGUGGAGCACCCCAAGGUGGAGCUCACCCCCCCACCCAGCCGCCUGUCGGGGAGCCAGAGCAGCCUGGCCAGCGAGCCCGGGACCAGCUCUGCAGACCCACAGAGGGGCACCCCACCCUGGCCGGACCCCAAGGGCCCCAGCAAAAAGCCCGCCUGGCCGGGGCCCCGCUGCUGACACGGCGAGGAGUCCUCGCCGGCCCUGGGCCGGGGCCUGCGUGGUGCGGGCAGGCUUUCCGGCCAAAGAAGAAUGAGAGACCCAACGCCCGCACGCCAGAGCCAGACCUGCGGCUCUCCUGACAGCCCGGAGGCCACACAGCCCCCCUCGGACUGACGUGACCUCUGACUCAACCAGCCAGUGUUUGGGGCUGAGUCUGCUCCUCCCACUCAGUGCCUUUCCGCCCCCUUUCCUCUGGGAGCCCCCCCCCCAUCAGCCUGACCUUUAUUUAUU